This is a messenger RNA of Heteronotia binoei (common prickly gecko), 1613 nucleotides long. RefSeq names its product metallo-beta-lactamase domain containing 2 (gene MBLAC2). NCBI's taxonomy places the organism in Eukaryota, Metazoa, Chordata, Lepidosauria, Squamata, Gekkonidae. The record is from RefSeq and is a predicted model, not a curated record. The coding region runs from base 117 to 1001 and encodes 294 amino acids. The transcript has 2 exons.
AGCUGUCUGCGCAGAAGCGUCUGCGCCGUCGUUGCCCACGUCCAGCCGUCCCAAGUGGCAAGCAGGUUGCCAGCCCAGCCCGCCGGUCGCGUCGCUUGUGUUCCUAGCCGGUGGCGAUGUCAGCGCUGGAGUGGUUCGCCCACAAGUCCUUGGGCGGCGGCAUCUACUGGAUCCAGGAGCGCUUCUAUGAGUCGGGCAACCGGGCCAACAUUUGGCUAGUACGCGGCUCGCAGCGGGACGUGGUGAUCGACACUGGGCUGGGACUGCGCAGCCUUCCCGACUACCUUUACUUGGCGGGGCUUCUGAGUCCCGAGGCGGCAGGCGACGAGGGGCAGCGCCCGGGGGAAGAAGAGAAGGAGCCUCCGGGGAGCUGCGGCCGGCGGAGGCCGUUGCUGGCCGUGGCCACCCAUGUGCACUUCGACCACUCGGGCGGGCUGCAUCAAUUCGAGGAGGUGGCCGUGCACAGCGCCGAGGCCCCGGCCCUGCGCCGCGGAGACAACUACGAGACGGUUACUUGGCUCUCGGACAACGAGGUGGUGCGGCAGCCCAGUCCCGGCUGGAGCGCCAGGCAGUUCCGAGUGCGGCCGGUCCAGCCUACGCACAUCCUGCAGGAGGGCGACGUGAUCAGCCUGGGUGACAGACAGCUUACCGUCAUGCAUAUGCCUGGCCAUUCAAGAGGAAGCAUUUGUUUGCAUGACAGGGAACGGAAGAUACUGUUCAGUGGGGAUGUUGUGUAUGACGGUUCCAUGAUUGACUGGCUUCCCUACAGCAGGAUAAGUGACUACGUUGGAACCUGCCAGCGAUUGAUAGAAUUAGUGAAUAGAGGUCUUGUGGAGAAAGUCUUUCCUGGGCAUUUCAACACUUUUGGAGCUGAGCGGCUUUAUCGUUUAGCUUCCAACUACAUUUCUAAUGCUGGGAUAUGUCACAAAGUUUCUACAUGUGCAAUGAGAUCUCUUGCAAGUCUAGCACUUCGCGCAACAAAUUCUAGAACCACUUCAUAGUAUAGUAUAUAUGACAAGUAUUACCUUAAAAACCCAGUGGCUUAUGUAGGUUUUAUUUUGCCAGCACAAAGAUAACCUUUCAGUGGAAAAUCAGGCUGAUAAGCCAUUAAAGAUACUUAUUUUUACCUACUUCCUUCCUAUUUGAAGGUAUAAGCUAGUAGCUGUGCCAAAGCUACUGAUUUUUCCUUCUAUUUUUUCAAGGCAGGUUUGCACAUGAGCUGAAUGCUAUUUGACAGAUGUUCUACAUGUUUUGUAUUGUACAGCAUUUUGAAUCAUACGUGUGCUAAAAGAAGUUUUACAUUCAUGUCCAACUUUUUGAUGUUUUUAGUUAGGAAUUUAUGUUUAAAGUAUAUUUAUAAUGGCUGAAGUUUCUUAUAUGCAGUAUACUGGGGUGGGAGAAGUUGUAACAUUCCACUGUCUCAUUGAAUGCGUAGUUAAGCACCCAAGAUUUUACUUUUCAUUGUACGUAUUGAAUGUAACACAGUGAUUACCAAAUGUUGUUAUAAAGCACUAAUCUAAGAGUAUAUUGCAUUUGAUUGUUUCUAAAACAGUAUGUCCGUGAAUAUUUGGAAUAUAUUGCUUGCUUUUUAAAUGUGACUUUUAAAAAAGAAA